Molecule: messenger RNA, 1883 nt
Organism: Mytilus trossulus (common blue mussel)
Lineage: Eukaryota; Metazoa; Mollusca; Bivalvia; Mytilida; Mytilidae
Exons: 1
Coding region: 3-1844 (613 amino acids)
Source: RefSeq, a predicted model, not a curated record
UAAUGAAUCAUACAGACGAAGAACUUUCACUUGAAUUUUACCAUUAUUUAUGUAACAUUGUUGGUUCAGAAGAUGUUGUGAAAAUAAGACGAGUUUUAUUCACGAUCAUGGACUAUGUUCACAAUGGUAAUGGUAUAAUCACUUUGAUAAGCAGUGGAAGUAAGGCAGAAGGUUUAGAUCUAAAAGGCAGUGAUUUUGACAUUAUGUUUGUGUAUGAUGUUUUUCAGGUAUAUGAGAAUAACAAUAAUGUGAUAAAUGGUCAUUUACAUAGGCAUUUUUUAAUGGAAACAAAUGACACAAAACCUGGGUUUACGAAAUUAAAGACGUGUCCAUUUUUUAAAAACAUACCUUUUUUGAAGACUUUUGGUGAUACUUUAGGCGAAGAAACUUUUAUCUCAAGCAAACGUUUUAAGGAAUUCUUUUUGGUAGAUGAUAUGAUUAUACAUGGUCCUUGCAUAUCUAAUUCAGUUUUCGAUUGCGCAUUUUGUAUCCGAUGUAAAGAAUGGAUAACAUCAGCUCAACCGUGGAUUAACAGACCAAGAUCUACGUGGCCAGAUUACAAACUUGUAACGUCGAUAGUGCAAUAUGGUGUUCUGUUUGUUCCUAUUGGAUCUAAAUAUUCACCUCACGAACACCUAGAAUGGCGAAUUUCAUUUUCAAUGGCAGAAAAACAAUUAAUCUAUUCUUUUUCACACACUCAAUUAUUAUGUUAUUCGUUACUAAAAAUUAUUUUAAAAGACAUAAUCAAACCGAAACAGGGUGACCUAAUUUGUUCAUAUUUCCUUAAAACAAUAAUGUUUUGGUUAAGUGAAGAGUCAUGUCCUUCAGACUGGAAACCCGAAUCAUUUUUGUCUUGUUUUCUGAACUGUCUUAGUCGACUGAAUUACUGUGUAGAAUACAAAACAUGUCUUCAUUAUUUCAUCCCAGAAUACAACUUAUUUGAGGAUAGAUUCACUGAUGACCAACAAGUAUCUUUACUGAAUACGUUGCAGCUUAUAUAUAUGUCACCAUGGACUGCCAUUUUCAAUACGUUGACCUUUCAAAAGUAUAUGUUAGAUACAAGAAAUGCACACGGGUUAAAACUGACAGCUUCCGCAUUGCCAUGUCUGAGUAUGUGUAAUGAUUUUUUUAAUAACGAAAAUUUAAAUCUAUCAGGAUUUGAAUCACCACUUAAACGUGCUAUAACAUGUUGUAUUAAUUUUCCAGACCAGGAAUUAUGUCAAUACGUGACGUCUUUCAUUUCAAGCCGAUGUACACAAUCAUAUCAUGCUCGGAAUUUUACAAGAAAUAACAAAUCUUUCUAUAAAUACAACCAUAUCAUAGUUGGUACUGUCAGGAUUGGGCUAUCUUUCGAUGUAUUGAACUCUUGGAUAUUGUUUGCAUCCUUUUUGUAUCAAUGUAAACGUUUCAAAGAAUGCAUUUCUAUAAUAAAUUACUGCUUAUCUAAGUGUUCUCCAGAUAAAAUACCGGGCUAUUUUUCACACGUUUGUUGCAGCUUAGAAAAACAGACAGUUUUUGAGAGAAUGCGUCAGAGAGUUGGUUUGUUAGCAACAUGUAAAAAUCUUAUCAUUCGCGAUGUUGUUUUCUACUAUCCCUUUACUUUACUUCCAAAAGAACUGGCAAGGCUACAGAGAAUACGUCGCAGAUUGAUUUAUGUUCCGUCUGUUGUUUACUGUCAUGUAAUAUUAUUUUUGUGUUUUCAUCAUCUUCGAGAUGACAGGGGGAAAUUAACCGCUCUUCGAGACCUUCAACUCACAAUAAGAGAAAAUUACUUCAUGAACCGUGGUGAGCCAUCAUUGUUGACAGUGUAUCAAUGCCUCGAUAUAGUAAAAGCAUUGGUAUAAUUGAAGUCCACUGAAGCGUUGAACAAUUUACCACUUUGG